Molecule: messenger RNA, 1679 nt
Organism: Amaranthus tricolor (Joseph's coat)
Lineage: Eukaryota; Viridiplantae; Streptophyta; Magnoliopsida; Caryophyllales; Amaranthaceae
Product: RING-H2 finger protein ATL43
Exons: 1
Coding region: 166-1269 (367 amino acids)
Source: RefSeq, a predicted model, not a curated record
CACUCUAACAACCUUCUGCCAUUUUCCAUUUACGGCAUUCCCUUUUUUAUAUCCCCCCCCCUCUACCGUUUUCCCUCACUCGCACCUUUUCUUCAAGUUUCUACUCAACUCUCAUGGAUUACUUGUUUACUUACUUAUUAUACACCUAACAAUUACUCAUCCGCCAUGAAAAUACCUUCAUCCCUUCACCAUUUUUCCCUCCUUCUAACCAUCUUACUUUCAUCUUCUUCUCUUACUAUUUCCCGCCCAAUUUCACCCUCUCCGGAAAACCCACCUCCUAACUUCUCACCUUUCAAACCCAGUAUCGCCGUCAUCAUCGGUGCUCUCACUACUCUUUUUUCACUUACUUUUCUCCUUCUUAUGUACGCUAAACACUGUAAACAGCGACCCGGGUCUUCCUUAGACCCCGAUUCCUAUUACUAUAAUCGGAGUUUCCCUGUUCCCGGAAGAAAAAACUCGGGUAUUGAUCCACUUAUUAUUGAAUCAUUACCCGUUUUCCGGUUUGGCGCAUUAAGGGGUGAAAAAGAUGGGUUAGAGUGUGCAGUUUGUUUAAACCGGUUUGAACCGGCGGAGAUUCUCCGGCUUUUGCCUAAAUGUAAGCAUGCUUUUCAUGUUGAGUGUGUUGACACGUGGCUUGAUGCUCAUUCCACGUGUCCUCUCUGCCGAUUUCGGGUUGACCCGGAAGAUAUCCUUCUUAUCGACCGGGUUAAACCGGAUGAGUUGGGAUUGGGUUUGAGCUUACCUGAGUCAACUCGGCGAGUCUCGGGUCGUCACUCGUCUGCACUCGAGCGAGGCGGUGGGGAAACUAAAACGAAAUCACAAACGACGUCGUCAAGGAGAUCAUUAGACGGGACAAUCAAAGCCGUUGAUAAAAGAAAAGAUGGGAUGUUAUUAACCGUCGAUAAAGAGGUUAGGAGAGUAGAACAUAAAAUUAUAAUAGAAGGUGGCCCACAGGAGAGAUGGAGUGAUUUUCAGCCGUACGAUAGGCUUUACUUACGAUCAGAGAUGUUGAUGAGCGAAGGGCGUCGAUCAUCAACGAGAGUGCACGGGAAUAACCAUGGGGUGAGGACACAGGAGAUCACUAAUAGUGGCAAAAAUGUAAUAAAUGAAAGAAGUGUGUCGGAAAUCACGGGGCUAAGCAGGUUUACCAGCAGAAAUACAGGAGGUAGUGGAAAUGAAGAGAGAGGAAGGGAGAGACAUGAUGGGGCUAUUGCCAGGUGGAUGGCCUGGAUUUCGCAAUCUAAGACAGCUGUACGGCCAGGAGCUUAAAUUUAGAUGUUUAUACGAUAAUCAAAAAUUUGUUGGAUUUUUUUAAAGAAAUUAAAUUAUGUGUUGGGGACUUGGGUAAAAAGAUUUACGGUGGGUCCACAUAUUAAAUUAUCAUUAAUUGAGUAGGUCAAUGGAGUAUUAAUUAAUUGAGGGGUAAUAAAUUAUAUUUGAGUUUUUAACCUCUAAAAUAGGGGUGACAUUAAGUUUUUAAGGAAAAAAAAAAUACUUCUAUCACAUUAAAUAGAAGAAAAUUAAGGUGGUAAAUUGUAAUUUAAAAGGAUUAAUUUAAAUUUUUUUAUGUAAGGGUAUUACAAUGUUUUACAAGUACAUCAAAGUGUAUUUGGUAACAAGUAUUUUAAAAGUAAAUUGCUUAGAAAUAAUUUAUCUAGUUUUUAAUACUUGUUACGAUA